Molecule: messenger RNA, 2224 nt
Organism: Stylophora pistillata
Lineage: Eukaryota; Metazoa; Cnidaria; Anthozoa; Scleractinia; Pocilloporidae
Cellular component (GO): MSL complex
Molecular function (GO): chromatin binding
Source: RefSeq, a predicted model, not a curated record
UGUGCUUGGGCAGCAUACGUUGUAUUAUUGCUCAACAGUUUUGCAUGCUCAUACUUGAAUAGUGGUGGAAAAGAAGAAAUUUUUCAGACGUCAAUAUCCGCAGGUCAUACCGGAAACGACAUCUGUAACUCUCGAGAGAAUCGACUGCCUCGCAUUCGUGUUUAUUCGCCAUGUUGUUGUCACAUGGAUUGCCAGAGGGCUGUAAUGGCUGCUCUUGACCCGAAUGAAACGAAACAGUUUUAGAGCCGUGUUCGAGAGAACGUGGACCAAAAUCUGCCAAAUGGUUAUGACCACGGACUUACCCUGCACUGGAAACAUGGAUCAAAACCAAACGAAAACUGAUGCGCCCUUUUUGGGAAACAAGUUGGCGGCCGGUCCUGCCAGCUCACGAGCGGAACGCCAGUUUACCCGCGUUUUGCGAUCGAAAUCUUCGACGGCUGUGAAAAAUAGCAACAGUAGUAGUGAUACACAGAAAGAACAGCCUCAACCCAGCACUGAUGUGCCCUUAAAUAAGCCUCCAGAGCCAGAAAUGGCUUGUGACGGCAGCAACCAUAAAACGGACGCUUUUGGUCAAGUAACUCAGUUACGUCAGCUUUUGUUACUUCAUUUGGAGCUUAUUCAACAGCAACAAGAAGAAUUGCAGAGGAAGGAUCGAGAGAUUAAUCAACUAAAAUUGGAUAAGGAACAGCUGGAGUCUCGCAUGCAUCGGUUGGAGAGAAGAAUGGCAGUUAAGAAAAGGAGAGAUGUCAAUGAAGGUUAUGAGGAAGCUCUGGAAGAAAAGGAUGUGAAGCAAGUGACUCCUAAAUGCCGUCGUUUGUCAGUAGAACAAAUGAUGCGAGCCAAACGGGUCCCAGCCACUGCACCUGUGACCAUGACUUCUCAUAUGUGCGAAGACCUUAGCUAUGACACACACAUAAGAACAGAAAAACUUUACCUGCAUGGUUACUCAGCGGAUCUUCCAUACAAAGCUAUUGAGAGUUCAGCCUCUGAUAGAAUUCAAAACCAUGUACAAGUUCCUACCUGGCAAAUAAAUGAAAUUGCAGCAGUCAGAACAGGGAAUUCAAAAUCAGUAAAAUCAGCAGGAUCUUCAUCAUCAGCAGAGAACAAUGAGAGUACUGACGAUGAUGUAUUUACAAAAAGGCAUAUGAAACAUGAACUUGAGGAGAGGAGAAGGAAAAGAUGGGAUAUUCAACACAUGCGUGCAAUGCAAGCACAUCAAAAUCUUGAAAAGAAAAAUAGAGAUCGAGAAGAAGCUCGACUGAAAGGGAAAAGAUCUGGAUGUAAAGAUGAGGACUGCAAAAAUAUUGAAUCGUUCCUUCCACCUGCUGAAGAUGUGAUGGCAGUUGAAGUUUCUGACACAGUUCCCGUAGUAGCCUUUGGGUUUCCUGUUCCCUUAUUUCAAGAAAGGGAAUUUGAGAUCCCAUGGUUUAGUCUUGAUAAGAGAGAACUCCUCGAAAGGAAAGGCAAAGUUAGACCUGGGAGAAGUAGAGGGAAACCUCGUGGCAGACGAAAGGGAUAUUAGGUGUUAGAGAUAAUAUUAAACGUGAUGGUGGAAUCCAGGCUUAACAAUUCGUGCAGAAAUGGUUUUACUUUUGUUUUCCAGUUUUGCUGGAGAUAAUCUGCUACUCACAAAGAACAAGCACAGAAAUUGUAGUAGUAUUUUAAUUUUUAUAAACGGAUUUAUGCCAACAGUCUCAAAGGAUCUGUGACAUUGAAUCUAAAUACUGUUUACUUGGGAAAUGUUCAGGUUGAAGUUAAAGCAUAUCAGUAGGUAGGUUAAUCUGCUUACGAUGGUGAAAAAUCCCAAGCUAUUACAAGAUACUUUGCCAGUUUUUUGUUUAAUUGGACCUAUUGCAGGUAUUCUUGCAAAAUAACUUUGUUCUCACAGCUUCUUCAUCUAACAUUAAUUUUUGUAAGUUAAGUUUGUGUUGUAGCAAAACAAAUACUUUGGAUUGUCUCUUGAACCCUGAAAAACUCCUGGCAUUCUACAGAAUCAUUAUUUCUUAAAAUAUUUGUUUGGUUUAAAAUGGGUUGAAAUAAACAGCUAGGAAAACAGGAAAGAUAUUGUACAGGCUGAAACGGAGUGAAGUCUAUUUUGUCCAGUUUUCACAACUUUCAAACAGCAUAGGUAGUACAUGUAGAAGUGUACUUAAGGUGAAAUUUAAAAUAUUUCAUUGUUUAAAGCAUCUGAUUUGAUUAAAGAAAUAAAGUAAAAUGGAAAACA